CCCGGGGACAACAGAAAACUCCGGCUUAUUCUCCUGGCUUAUCAGUUCUCCCGACGGGAUCUUUGGCUUAUUUUUCUGACAACUUCCAAGGAACAGGACACUUUAGGCCUGCCAUAGCUAAACGGACACACACUCUUACGCCGAACAAAUUUCUCACCAUGGUUCGCAAUGCAGGAAAGUUUGGAAAGCCGAAACGAGGAGGAAAGAAACAAUUUACACAAAACCUAGCUGAGAGUGAUCGAGCAGGGAUGUGGGAUGGUGAAGCGAAGGGCUCGGAAUCAGAGGAGUCGUCGGAAGAGUCAGAAGAUUCGGAAGAGGAGGAGUCAGGCGCGGAAGAACUGAACUCCAAGCUCGCCUCGACCUCGCUCGGCUCAUCAUCCAAGCCGCAGGAGGAUUCGUCAAUCACUCAGACUCGGGCCGAACGGAAAGCGGCUAAGAAACAGGCGGCCGGCAAGUCGACGAAGACUGGAAAUGAUGGCGAAGACUCCGAUGACGAUGAUCAAGAUUUGGGACUGGGAAACUCGAACCGAGUGGUUAAGAAAUCCGUCAAAAUCAACGAAAUCUCUAACUUGGAUACCGGCACCUUAAAUCGAAAGGAAAGGGAGGCAGCUGAGAAAAAGGCAGCUCAGGAACGAUAUUGGAAACUGCAUCAAGCUGGAAAGACUGACGAAGCCAAAGUCGACCUGGCACGCCUGGCGAAAAUCCGGCAAGAACGUGAGCAGGCAGCUGCGUUUAGGAAGGCAGAAGCUGAGGCCAAAGCUAAAGAGGCAGCCGAUAGAGCAGCUCUCUCAGGUCGCAAGAAAAAAUAGGCCGUAAACUUGGAGAAGGGAUCGAUAUAGGAAAGUUGAAAUACACGAUACAGUUGUAAUCACGGAAAGAGAAAAAAAAAUUCACACAAGUGUAGCGAGGGCAUUUCAUGCCCGAAUUUAACUUGCAAUUUAUAUCAUUUUUUUUUUUUUUGAAUCAACGUAAUGAUGAUCCCAAAAAAGUUUCAUUUCGUAAAAAUACCUAUCAAACAAAUAUGACAGAAGUGAGAUGAUUGAAUGAUGUAUAUCACCUUUGAAUAGA
This is a messenger RNA of Puccinia graminis f. sp. tritici CRL 75-36-700-3, 1068 nucleotides long. RefSeq lists its product as uncharacterized. Gene Ontology annotation, molecular function: RNA binding. The record is from RefSeq and is a predicted model, not a curated record. Gene Ontology annotation, cellular component: cytosol. The coding region runs from base 159 to 809 and encodes 216 amino acids. The transcript has 7 exons. Lineage: Eukaryota; Fungi; Basidiomycota; Pucciniomycetes; Pucciniales; Pucciniaceae.